GACACUUUUAUUCAAGAACAGUCCUUUGGUUCAAGAAGCAUGGAAAAUCACAGCUCUUGUGAAUCAUGAAGCCCAGAAGCAAAGACCCAAAAGAAGACAAGUUUGCAACUUCAGCUACCCCAGUAACAAACAGCCAACACUAAUUGUAGAUGUUCUAUUCACCAAAACUGGCAGAAAGUAUGCCACAGUUCCUGAAAAGCACAUCAUGCCAAAGGAAACCUUCAUUUCUUGCAUGAGAUGAAAACUGUACUUCAUAGAAGUUUGGUUUUAAUGAAGGCAGUGUAUCAAAACAUUUUUCAUCUGACCUUGAAAUGGCAACAGGCCUGAUUCACUUUGGUGAUCAGGUUCCACUUCACAGGAAACGGAGAACAAAUUUAAUUUUCUCUUUUAUAAACAUGCACACACACACACACACACUAAUUUAAAUGUGAUCUCCUGUGAUUUGAAUACUACAGGUCUAGCUCAGCACACAGAACUGCUGCCAGCAAAGUGCAAUCUGCUCACUGAAGGCAAGACAGCAUGAAUGGCAGAGGGCAAAAGAGAUCUCAUCCAGCCACCCAGGUCUAAGAGCUGAUACCUGAGCCACUAACUGAGGUUUUCUACCGUUCUCCUAAUUUAUGGCCACAUGGAGUCUUAGUCUGCAGGGAGUGAAUGUAUAUGGCUGCAUAGCCACAUAAAAUACCUGCUUCACUGUAAAGAAGACAUAAAUACAUUUCAUUUGUACUGCUCUUUGCUCAAAGCAAUAUCAAAGGGAGAAGCAGAAUUGCAUGUUUUCAGCUUUAAGAAGAUCUCUGCAAACAUGGCAUCUGAACACACCAGCAAUUUUACUACUCAACCAGGCCACACAGACCCAUUUACAACCUGCAAAAAUGAAGAUUUCUCAGAGGGGAAAUACUACCUCACUGCCUUUUACAGCCUAAUCUUCGUGCUGUGCUUCCCAGCAAACAUCAUGACAAUUUUUGUUUACUUUGUCAAGAUGAGGCCCUGGAAAAGCAGCACCAUCAUUAUGUUCAACCUGGCUAUCACUGACCUAUUAUAUUUAGCCACGCUUCCUUUCUAUAUACACUACUCUUUUAAUGGAAAUAACUGGAUUUUUGGAGACUUCAUGUGCAAGUUUAUUCACUUUGGUUUCAACUUCAACAUGUACAGUGGUAUUAUCUUCCUUAGCUGCUUCAGCGUCUUACGCUUUUUUGUAGUUGUCUACCCAAUUAAAUUCUUUUUUGUUAAAAAACGGAGAUGGGCAGUGGUGACUUCUGUAGUUGUUUGGAUGAUUUCCCUGGCCACCAUCAGCCCCCUGGGCAUCUUGAUUGCCACAAGGCAUACGCAGAACAAGACAAUGUGUCCUGACCUGUCUACUGCUGUGGAUCUUGAAACUAGUCGAUGGUAUAGCUGGCUGCUGAUGAUGUUUGCCUUCCUAUUGCCCUUGCUUACUGUGACUCUGUGCUAUGUGCUCAUUAUUUACACCUUAGCCACUGGAUCACACACACAGGCUUGCUACAAACAGAAGGCUCGCAGACUUGCCAUUGUCAUCUUGGUGCUCUUCUAUGCAUGCUUCCUCCCCUUCCACAUCUUUCGAGGAAUUCGCCUGGAGAUCCGAGCACGACCGGUUAGCUGCCACUUGAAUAACUUGAUCCAUAAUAUGUAUAAUAUUGUUAAACCUUUAGCAGCAUUAAAUACCAUUGCAAACCUCCUGUUCUAUGUAGUGACAGUAGACAACUUCCAGAAAGCAGUCCUCUCCCUCCUCAAGUUACUGAGAAACAGGUACUUGAAGAGAUUGAUGCCAUAAAAGUUACGGAAGAAGUGUCCAAACCUGCCCUCAACUAGCCAGGUACAACCUCCCUGCCAUCAGGGUACUCAGAUUAACCCUUCCAAUGCCAAAGGGGAGUUAAUCUGUUCUGUGUUUUGAGUUACAAAUUGAUCAUCAAAGAGAAAACUUAUAAAAUAAAAAGCUUUAAAUAAAAUACUAAAAAAUUAAAUGUGAAACUUCUCAGAUUUUUUUCUGCAUUUGCUUCCAGAAUCCUUGGUGUCUCUUUUGGAGAGUGCACAACAGUUCUAGAAAAAAUAUUUGCUUAUUCGUGGCUGAUACAGAUUCAGGGUGGGAGUAAUUUAAUUUAAUUUUAGAAACUUAGAAGAUAAGUGUCUAGUUUAAGCUGGGUGCCUGCCUGUGACUCAUUUCCUAAGCAAUGGAGAUGGAUAAUCUAUGAUUUUAUGAUUCUAUAAGACACUCCAGAGGGUUCAUCACACUUGUCUUAGACCUGUGGGAGGUUCAACUCACCUCCCUGGAGACAUUCUCAGUGUAGGUGUAUGCAUAUAAGCUAAUCACCCCAUCCUCCUUGUACAAUUUCCCAAUUAAGUUGAGAGAAACAAGCAGGUUUAGAGUGUGAUUCACCUAAUUAUUCUUCAUGCCUGCAUUUGGACAAGACAAUUCAUGACCUAGAAGUGCCUUUUUCUCUCCAUGGACCAUGGGUAAGGUAAGUAGAUCAGACAUGGAUGCAAACGUUCAUGCCUGUUACAUAGCUGAGGCCCAGCUCGAGUACAGAGUGCAAUGGAACACUCUCCAAAGGUGGCUAAAAGAGGGGCUUACGCAAUAAGACCCUAUUAAGCACUUCCAGCGAUCACUAAAGAUUAAUGGUACAAUAAUACAAGACUACUCCUAUAAGGGUUUAUCCAUAUGACUAGAUGUGAUUUCUGGAUUAAUUGUAGUCCAGAGGUGAGAAGUGAAUGAAUGCAUAAAUGUGCCAUAUCCACAGAAUCACGGAAUAGUUUGGGUGGGAAGGAAACUUCAAAGGUCAUCUGGUGCAACGCCCCUGCAAUAAGCAGGGACAUCUUCAACUGUUCCAGGUUGCUCAAAGCCCCAUCCAACCUGACCUCGAAUGUUCCCUUGGGUGGGGCACCUACCACCUCUCAGGGCAACCUACUCCAG
Messenger RNA from Pezoporus occidentalis (night parrot), 2923 nucleotides. RefSeq names its product 2-oxoglutarate receptor 1-like. Gene Ontology annotation, biological process: G protein-coupled receptor signaling pathway. The transcript is spliced from 2 exons. The coding region runs from base 800 to 1786 and encodes 328 amino acids. The record is from RefSeq and is a predicted model, not a curated record. NCBI's taxonomy places the organism in Eukaryota, Metazoa, Chordata, Aves, Psittaciformes, Psittacidae. Gene Ontology annotation, molecular function: G protein-coupled receptor activity. Gene Ontology annotation, cellular component: plasma membrane.